Funneliformis mosseae is the source of this 1680-nucleotide messenger RNA. The record is from the annotation of a GenBank genome assembly. NCBI's taxonomy places the organism in Eukaryota, Fungi, Glomeromycota, Glomeromycetes, Glomerales, Glomeraceae.
AUGGACAGGCUUGAUGAAGAAAGUGCGGAUCUUGAUUUUCUUGAAGAAAAUCUGAAAAAGACCGAAGCUUUGACAGAAAAGAUGACCAGCAUGCUUAAUGUAUUUGAUGAUCGCUUAGUGAGAUUGGAAGCAUCGAUCCUACCAAUUCAUAAGUCGACACAGACAUUAACUAAGUUGGAAGAUAAUAUUGACAAGACGCGUAAUGGAGUUCUGGAGAUCAUUGGAUUUUUUGAUCUAGUGGAAAGAGAGGAAAUGACAAUAAAAAAAGGAAUAAAUGAAAGUGAAUUAGAAUGUUAUUUAAAUUCUAUUGGAAAAUGUAAAAAAGCAAUGGAAGUUUUGGGUGGAAUGAGACUAAAGAGUAGUGAAAAAGUUAUUGGACAGUUGAAACAAAUUUUAAAAGCUGGCAUGUUACAAUUGGAGGAACAUUUUCGCUUAUGUUUAACAAACAGAAGCAUCACAAUUGAACCACUUUCUUAUAUAACAAAAAAUCUUGAUAUCCCUGGAAUACCAAAUGGUCCUUUGCAAAACCUUGCGACAUUAUCUUCAUACCUUGCAACUUCUGGUCCAGAACUAGGCUACAAUAGUGAUUUUGUAAAAGCAUAUAUUGAAGUACGAUCAAAUUAUCUAGCAAAGUCAUUAAAUUUGUUAGCACAAGGUUCUAUUAGCACCGCGGAAAAAAGAAGUACCCUAGUAUAUGAAAAAGGAACUUCCGAUAAAAUACUUCCCCCAGGAAGCGUUAUGUCUGGAUUCAGAGGUGCUAUACAAAUGCCAUUAGAUAAUUAUAUUGAAACUGGUAGAACAUUAAAUAAUCGUGUGAAAAAAAAUAUGCAGACGGACGUGUUUUUGGCUUUUGAUAUGAUGGAGUCAUUGAAUAAAAAUAGUGGCUCGUUUGAGGAAGUUUUUAGGAAUCACCGUACAAAAACGACAAAUCUUCCAAAUGACGGUACCGUUCAUGAGUUGACAAGUACAACUUUACAACACCUAAAGCGAUUAACUGAUUAUCAGGAAACAGUUGAGACCAUGUUAUUGACUUUAGGAGAUGGUAAUUGGAAUGUUUCAGAGAAAGAACCUAAUUUUUCACGAGAUAGAACAGUACGUGGCAUGUCUGCAAAUGCUAUUUUGCAACAUUAUUUUGCUGAUGUUCUGGAAAGCUUGACCAUCACAUUAGAUUUCAAAGCAAAAUCAUAUAAGAAGACUGCUUUGACAUGCAUUUUCUUAUUAAAUAAUUAUCAUUAUGUUUUGAAAAGCAUAAGGACACAAUUUUUCUCAAUUUUAGAAGAGAUUGGAUAUAAAUACGAGAAAAUGGUGAAAAGAUAUAAUGAUGGAUAUCUGGAUACAUGGAAGCCGUGUUUUGCAAAUCUCAUGGAUUCAGUGGUUCGAGGUGGGACAUUAAAGACCGCAUUAUCCAACGAAAAAGGAAAUGUUAAAGAAAAAUUCAAGAAUUUCAACACAGAAUUUGAAGAAAUGUACAAAGUACAUAAGGGAUAUGCUAUACCUGAUCUUGAAUUACGUUCACAGGUUAUUAAAGAUAUCAAGAUGGUUUUAAUGCCAAUGUACAUUCGUUUCUUAGAAAAACAUCAACAAUCAGAAUUUUCCAAAAAUCCUACAAAAUAUAUCAAAUAUGAUCCACAAACUUUGGAGAAUUUGGUUAAUAGAUUAUUCGAUGGAUCCAUAAAUUAA